This is a messenger RNA of Manihot esculenta (cassava), 3315 nucleotides long. Its product is annotated as alanine--tRNA ligase. Gene Ontology annotation, biological process: alanyl-tRNA aminoacylation; tRNA modification. Gene Ontology annotation, cellular component: mitochondrion; cytoplasm; chloroplast. NCBI's taxonomy places the organism in Eukaryota, Viridiplantae, Streptophyta, Magnoliopsida, Malpighiales, Euphorbiaceae. The coding region runs from base 19 to 3069 and encodes 1016 amino acids. The record is from RefSeq and is a predicted model, not a curated record. Gene Ontology annotation, molecular function: ATP binding; aminoacyl-tRNA deacylase activity; nucleic acid binding. The transcript is spliced from 23 exons.
GUUAGCGUUUCAAAAUGAAUGAAGAGAAUAACUAGAGCAUCAUCAUUUCUGACUCUGGUUCUUCCCUCGUUUACUCUUAAAGGCCCUCUUCUUCGCGCUCCCAUUUCCUUGGUGGCGGCUGCUUCUAGGGUUUCUGUCAAUCAGUCCCUAGCAAGUCUCCCCGCUUCCUUCUCAUCCUUUUCAUUGUCUCCAAUAGCAGUCAUGCCGGGUGUAGAUCCAAAGGAGCUGGAGUGGCCGGCGAAGAAAGUCAGAGACACCUUCAUUAACUUCUUUGAGGAAAAAAGUCACGUUUAUUGGAAAUCGAGUCCUGUUGUUCCUCUCAAUGACCCCACUCUGCUCUUUGCUAAUGCUGGCAUGAACCAAUUCAAGCCUAUUUUUCUGGGAACGGCUGACCCGAACACUGCGUUGAGUAAGCUAACUCGCGCAUGCAACACCCAGAAGUGCAUUCGUGCGGGAGGGAAACAUAAUGAUCUUGAUGAUGUGGGGAAGGACACUUACCACCAUACUUUCUUUGAGAUGUUGGGAAAUUGGUCAUUUGGUGAUUAUUUCAAGAAACAGGCGAUUGAGUGGGCCUGGGAGCUUUUAACUAAGGUGUAUAACUUGCCUCCUGAUCGGUUCUAUGCUACUUAUUUUGGUGGUGAUGAGAAAGCUGGCCUUGCUCCUGAUGUGGAAGCGAGAGAUAUAUGGCUCCAAUUUCUGCCACCUGGACGUGUGCUACCGUUUGGUUGUAAAGAUAAUUUUUGGGAGAUGGGUGAUACUGGUCCGUGUGGCCCUUGUACUGAAAUACAUUUUGAUAGAGUUGGUAAUCGUGAUGCAGCGCUGUUGGUUAAUAAUGAUGAUCCUACAUGCAUUGAGAUAUGGAACCUCGUCUUUAUUCAGUUCAAUAGGGAAAGUGAUGGCUCCUUGAAAUCUCUUCCAGCUAAGCAUGUUGACACAGGAAUGGGUUUUGAGAGAUUGACUUCUAUACUUCAAAACAAGAUGAGCAAUUAUGAUACUGAUGUGUUCAUGCCCAUCUUUGAUGCUAUCCAGCAGGCAACAGGGGCGCGGCCUUAUUCUGGUAAAGUUGGUCCUGAUGAUGUAGACAAGGUUGAUAUGGCCUACAGGGUUGUUGCUGAUCACAUUAGAACACUCUCAUUUGCCAUUAGUGAUGGCUCUUGUCCAGGCAAUGAGGGUCGUGAGUAUGUUCUAAGGCGGAUUUUACGCCGAGCUGUUCGAUAUGGAAGUGAGGUCCUGAAAGCUCAAGAAGGAUUUUUUAAUGGGCUUGUAGAAGUUGUUGUGAAAUUGAUGGGUGAUGUUUUCCCAGAGCUAAAGCAAACCGAACAACGCAUUAAGGAAAUAAUUGCGGAAGAGGAAGCAAGUUUUGGCAAGACUUUGCUUAAGGGAAUUGAGAAGUUUAAGAAGGCUGCUCAGGAGGUUCAGGGGAAGGUAUUGAGUGGCCAGGAUGCAUUUGUCUUGUGGGACACAUAUGGCUUUCCAUUAGAUUUGACUCAGUUGAUGGCAGAAGAAAGAGGAUUACAUGUUGAUGUUGAGGGUUUCAAUAAUGCCAUGGAUGAGGCCAGAGAAAGGUCAAGGAAUGCCCAAAAUAAGCAAGCUGGUGGCGAUAUUGUGAUGGAUGCUGAUGCUACAUCUGCACUGCACAAGAAGGAUAUUUCUGUGACUGAAGAUUCCUAUAAAUUUAUAUGGUACCAGGACCAUGAAAGUGUAAUAAAAGCCAUCUAUACUGGUUCUGAGUUCUUGGAAAGUUAUACAACUGGCAAUGAAGUUGGUAUAGUUUUGGAAUCCACUAGUUUCUAUGCUGAGCAAGGUGGCCAGAUUUUUGAUACUGGAUCACUUGAAGGCACUUUUGGGUCAUUCCAAGUUUCCAAUGUCCAAAUUUUUGGAGGUUUUAUUCUUCACAUUGGCUCUCUCACUGGAGGAGGAAAAUUUUCUGUGGGUGAUAAAGUUAUUUGUAAGGUUGACUAUGAAAGGCGUAAGCUCAUUGCCCCAAACCAUACUUGUACGCACAUGUUGAAUUUUGCUCUCAGGGAAGUGCUUGGAGAUCAUGUUGAUCAGAAGGGAUCCAUUGUUCUCCCUGAAAAACUAAGAUUUGAUUUUUCUCAUGGCAAGCCAGUGGAUCCCGACCUUUUGAGAAAGAUCGAGUCAAUUGUGAAUGAUCAAAUUAAAGCAGAAUUAGAAGUAUCUGCAAAAGAAGCAACUCUUUCAGAAGCCAAGCGUAUCAAUGGUUUACGAGCUGUUUUUGGAGAAGUUUAUCCUGACCCAGUUAGAGUUGUCGCAAUUGGUAGAAAGGUUGAGGACCUCCUAGCUGAUCCAGAAAACAACGAGUGGCUGUCAAUCUCAGCAGAACUCUGUGGAGGGACACAUAUUUCAAAUACACGGGAAGCAAAGGCAUUCGCUCUGCUAUCAGAGGAAGGAAUUGCAAAAGGAAUCCGAAGAAUAACAGCUGUGACAACGGAUAGUGCUUUUAAGGCUAUGGAACUAGCAUCAUCACUUGAGCAGGAAGUUGAUGAGACAUCCAAGACAGAAGGAAGCUUGCUGGAAAAGAAAGUAGCUUCUUUAAAAAGUCGCGCGGACUCUGCUCCUAUUCCAGCAGCCAAGAAAGCUGAUAUUAGAUCCAAGAUUUCUGUGCUUCAGGGUCAAGUAAGAAAAGCACAAAAGAAGAUUGCUGAAGAAAAUAUGCAGAAGGCUGUCAAGGUUGCUACAGAGAUGGCUGAAGCUGCUGCUUCAGAAGGAAAGGAAUUCUGCAUUUCCCGUGUUGAUGUUGGUCUAGAUGCAGCUGCAGUCCGAGAGGCAGUUUUGAAAGUCUUAGAGAAGAAGGGGAUUUCUAUCAUGGUUUUCAGUGUGGAUGAAACAACAAACAAGGUUGCGGUAUGUGCAGGAGUGCCAGAAAAGUCAGACAAGUGCAAAAAGCUGGAAGUGUCCGAGUGGUUGACUGCUGCUUUGAAGCCACUGAAUGGGAGGUGUGGUAAAGGAAAAGGGGGUCUUGCCACAGGCCAGGGAACGGAUGGAGUACAUGUUGACAAGGCUAUGGAUUUGGCAGCCACAUUUGCACAGAUGAAGUUGACGGGAUAGAUGGUCUUGGUUGUAAUGCCCUGAUGUGCUAUUGCUGGUUAGUAUUCACCGUUAUUUGUUCAUCUCAACACAAAUGAGAUCUUACAGUUAAAUUUUUCUAUUUUUAUCAGAAGUUUACAUCCAUAAUUUACGAGAGCUGAGCUGAUUGAAUAGCUGAAUGUUAUUGUUCAACUAGGAAAAGAAACAUAGGAAACAGGGGUUCAUAUAUCAAGUCACUCAAUUCAGUAUUGAGCUUUAUUCUGUUUA